CGCAAACCGACCAUUUCGCAUUUCCAGUCUCAAAUGCCCAGUCGCAUGCUAGUCGCUCACAAGAGCAGCACUUUCCAGAGUCGCUCGCUGCAAUGCGCCCCCUUUGGUACCUAACAGGAAACAGACAGUUCCGUACUAGCAGACUCGUUCCCUUCGCUCUACUACUCACCCUAGGCGUUCUUGCCAGACUCAGCUCUGCAAGCGUACUCGAUGGCGGCUGGCGAAAGCAGCAGAGCGCGGCAUGGGACGCCUGGCGCGAAGAGCUCAGCAAGUGGCAAGGGGGAGAUCUCACGGGCGAGAAUCAAGAGCGGGAAGAGCAGCCGAUUCGGCUAGGUUCAGCCCGAUUGAAGUUGGAGGCCUCCGCCAAUGGCGACCUAGAAAACACCGUCGGCGGCGAGCUCGCUUCGCUUGUUUCUCCGGCGGUGGCGUCGUCGCGUCGACGGUCGCUUCAAGGCGAAGACGGCAAAGAUGGUUUCAACGCAUUCUUCCCCGACGACAACUGGGAAAUCAUCGAUCCCCCGCCCAGCGACCUGCCUGAGCCUCCCCCGGAAUUUCCCAGCGCCGACCCGCCAGAGCCUCCCCCCGCGGACUCCCCAGACGCCUCCUCCCCCUUCUACCCGCCAUACCCCGCGCCGUCGCCCGACGACAGCAGCGACGGCCCGUCGGCCGCGCCCGCGUCGCUUCCCAGCCCGCCUGCAGCUCCCGCGCCCGCAGUCACGGGGGGCGUGGGCGAGAUCGCGUCCCUGUGGUGCCCGCGCCUGCCGCGGCUGCCUGCUGACUAUAUCGAGUCCGCCUUAGAGGAGUUUAAAGCCCUCGACGAGGGUAUGAAGAAGCUCUACGCGCCGCGGCCGGGCGGGCAGUCCAUCACCAUCUGGGUGUCGGGGAAAGACGCCCCUGUGACAAUAUCGAGUAUGCCCUCGACAUCCGAGCUCCUGGGGCUGGAGACGACGAUGCCGCAGGUGGAGGCGGUGGGAGAGCCGUCGAACCCGCACCUGGAUCCUUUCUUCACGUCCUCCCUGCCGCCCUUCCCUGUCAUUCCCCUCAACUCCGUGCCGGCCUAUAUUGCCGCGCCUCCCCCUCCCCCUCCGGGUGCGUACGCGCCUCCUCCUCCCCCAGAGACCUUCACACCAGAUUCCGAUUUUCCGCCACCUCCCUCUUUCCCCAACGUUCCACUCGCCUCUCCCCCACCUCCCUCCACCCCCAGCAUUAUGCCUUUCCCUCCUCCACCGUUUUCCCUGCAGUCGCCACCUCCCCCAGAUGCACCCAGCCCUCCGGGUGGGAACGGGAGCGAACCCAGCGGGCCUGGCAGCAGCUUCCCCCUGUGCAACCCAUCGCCCAUCCGGUGUGUGUUCAGGUUCGCGGGAUAUGAGGACAGGGUACCCACGCUGGACAUCAGUGGUGCUCGGGCAGAGGAGGUGAUCAGUCCCGCGCUGGUGCUGUUACGCAGUAACCAGACUUACCGGGUGGUGGCGGCAAACAGCGGUGAUGGGAGGUCGAUCUGCGUCCAUGUGGCGGAUGAGGUUUACCAUGCAACGAGGAGUCAGUUCUAUGCCAAUGGAGAGGUUGUGAAAGUGAGACAGUUCAACCCACCCAGCAUGAAAAGAGGUUUCGCAAACUCAUUUGUCCGUCUUGACAUCAAUUCAGCUCAAGUUGAGGGCGCCAAGGGGCCAAUCAACAUAUUUUCUUCAAAUGUGACGGACUUCGAGGGAUAUGCUGUUCCACAAAGGAAGAGUUGCAUCAUCUUCCGAUUAAUGGCUUCAGACAUUCCAUAGCCUCAUAAGAGUGUCAUAAGGAUGGUCAGGGAGCCACUCGCUCUCAUGUGCUCGCAUAGAUAGUUAUAUAUUUUGUAUUAAUGCUAGAUUUCAAUGUGAUGGCACCUUCUCACUUGUCCUAGAGGUGUCUUCCUACAGUAGUGUGUUUUGAAAGACGCGAAUCGUUGUAUAUCCAUUCGCCGUACAGUGAAGAUUAAAAGUUUCCAGGGGAA
Messenger RNA from Closterium sp. NIES-67, 1984 nucleotides. The record is from the annotation of a GenBank genome assembly. Lineage: Eukaryota; Viridiplantae; Streptophyta; Zygnematophyceae; Desmidiales; Closteriaceae.